Naegleria gruberi is the source of this 1235-nucleotide messenger RNA. RefSeq lists its product as uncharacterized. The record is from RefSeq and is a predicted model, not a curated record. Gene Ontology annotation, molecular function: nucleic acid binding; RNA-DNA hybrid ribonuclease activity. The transcript has a single exon. Bases 1 to 1176 code for a protein of 391 amino acids. Lineage: Eukaryota; Heterolobosea; Eutetramitea; Acrasida; Naegleriidae.
AUGAACCUAAGAACCAUGACCUUAAUUGCUAACAGUAACAAUUUACUCGUCAAGAAAGCUUUCAAACAUGGUAUCAAGCACUGUGAGGAAACGAAAGACAAUAUUUAUUCGAAAUGGCUACUAGUACUAAAAGAAUACAACCUCACACUUAAGAAAAAUGAAAUGAAAUUCAAGUUGAAAAAAAUCAAAACAGGAAAUAAUUUUGAUAUUCACACUGACGGAUCAAGACUCGAAUCAAAGACUGGAAUGGGGAUUAAUAUCUAUGAUUGCUCCAAUAUGAACACUCCAGUUAGAUCUUUAUCCCUCCAUAUUAAUGAUCAAUAUUCAAAUAAUGUAGCUGAAAUAUGCUCUAUUAUUACAGCAGCUAAAGUUAUCCCAAGAGACUCCAAGAUUAAAAUCCAUACUGAUAGUAAUGUGGCAAUUGAAGUUCUCAAAGAACGAUAUAAGGGAAACUUUCUACCACUAAAAAAAGCCUUCUUUAAAACCAUUAAGGAUAGAAAACUUGAAUAUGAAUUCAAGAAAGUUGAAGCUCAUAAGGAUAAGGAAAAUAUCAAAGUUGAUUUAUUGGCAAAGAAUGCAACUCUGAAACCUAAAAUCUUUGAUAUCCGUAAACUACUCUUUAAUCAAUAUAUCCUCACAAAGAACGAUAUUAUAAUCUUUGACUAUAAGAGGUUAACUACCUCACAACAUUUAAGGCUAAUGCUUGACAAGAUAGAGAGUCACCCCAAUCACAUACCUAACCUAGAUUGGAACUCUAUCAACGUCAGCUACCUUAAAUCCCAUUUGUCUCCUAAAUCUAAAUAUUAUAUUUGGAGAAACUCUUCAAAUGCCCACAUCAAUUUUGGUGAGGGUAAAAGUUUCUGUCAUGAUUGUAACACAGAAUCUGACCUUAAUCACUAUAUUCAUGAAUGCCCUGCUCUGGAUAGUGCCAGAUACUUUUGCUUGUCAAAAAUAUCUGAUAUUCUUGAUCAGAGAGAGUGUAAACUCACUCAUAUUCAAUUCAGACCAGAAAAGCAUCACCAUGUACUCUUCUUCCACCAUUCUGGAACCACAUUCUUCGAAGAUGGAUACGUACAACAAUACCCAGACAUUGCAGAGAAAUGGCCUGAGAUCCAGGGAGCCAUUUCUAACUUUGUCGGCCGCUCCUAUAGAUAUUAUUAUAUUGACUCAAUGUAAAUUUACAAAUUCAAAGAGAAUCUGAAUAGAUUCGUUAUUAUUGCAAUAAAAGAUUUUUU